AUGUCAAAAUUGUCAAUGACAUCAUGUAUCAAUUUGUGGAAAACUACCAUGGUGAGCCAAAAGGCCCAUAAGGCAACAGCAAACAGGGGAAACACCAACUGUUCCAAAAGAAUGUGUUUUUCUCCUGUUCUGGAAAUCAACAUGCAGUCUGAAUCAAACGUCACCGUGCGAGAUGGCCCUGACGACGUCGACUCCAGUGUGCGCCAACCACUUUCAUACCCAUUGAGCUUCCAAGUGACUCUCACUGGAUUUCUCAUGUUGGAAAUUGUGCUGGGACUUGGCAGCAACCUUACUGUAUUGGUACUUUACUGCAUGAAAUCCAACUUAAUCAACUCAGUCAGUAACAUUAUUACAAUGAAUCUCCAUGUACUUGAUGUAAUAAUUUGUGUGGGAUGUAUUCCUCUAACUAUAGUGAUCCUCCUGCUCUCACUGGAGAGUAACACUGCUCUCAUCUGCUGUUUCCAUGAAGCCUGUGUUUCCUUUGCAAGUGUUUCGACAGCAAUCAACGUUUUUGCGAUCACUCUGGACAGAUAUGACAUCUCUGUAAAACCCGCAAACAGAAUUCUGACAAUGGGCAGGGCUGUAAUGCUAAUGACAUCCAUCUGGAUUUUUUCUUUCUUCUCAUUCCUGAUUCCCUUCAUUGAAGUAAAUUUUUUCAGUCUUCAAAGUGGAAACGCAUGGGAAAACAAGACACUGCUGUGCGUCAGCACAAGUGAGUACUACACCGAGCUGGGGAUGUAUUAUCACCUUCUGGUUCAGAUCCCCAUCUUCUUCUUCACAGUUAUAGUGAUGCUGAUCACAUACACCAAGAUACUUCAGGCUCUUAACAUCCGGAUAGGCACCAGAUUCUCAACAGGGCAGAAGAAGAGAGUUCGAAAGAAAAAGACAAUCUCUCUAACCACACACGAGACCACAGACAUGUCACAGAGCAGUGGAGGGAGAAACGUGGUCUUUGGUGUGAGAACUUCAGUCUCUGUCAUAAUUGCCCUCCGGCGAGCCGUGAAACGGCACCGGGAACGGCGGGAACGGCAGAAAAGAGUCUUCAAGAUGUCUCUAUUGAUUAUUUCUACAUUUCUUCUCUGUUGGACACCGAUUUCUGUUUUAAAUACCACAAUUUUAUGUUUAGGCCCAAGUGACCUUUUAGUAAAAUUAAGAUUGUGUUUUCUAGUCAUGGCUUAUGGAACAACUAUAUUCCACCCUCUCUUGUAUGCAUUCACCAGACAAAAAUUUCAAAAGGUCUUAAAAAGCAAAAUGAAAAAACGAGUUGUUUCCAUAGUUGAAGCUGACCCCAUGCCUAACAAUGCUGUAAUACACAACUCAUGGAUAGAUCCCAAGAGAAAUAAAAAGGUUCCCUAUGAGGACAGCGAAAUAAGGGAGAAAUGUCUAGUGCCUCAGGUUGUCACAGACUAG
Molecule: messenger RNA, 1410 nt
Organism: Arvicola amphibius (Eurasian water vole)
Lineage: Eukaryota; Metazoa; Chordata; Mammalia; Rodentia; Cricetidae
Gene: Gpr22
Product: G protein-coupled receptor 22
Exons: 2
Coding region: 1-1410 (469 amino acids)
Biological process (GO): G protein-coupled receptor signaling pathway
Cellular component (GO): membrane
Molecular function (GO): peptide binding; G protein-coupled receptor activity
Source: RefSeq, a predicted model, not a curated record